Messenger RNA from Knipowitschia caucasica, 3537 nucleotides. The record is from the annotation of a GenBank genome assembly. NCBI's taxonomy places the organism in Eukaryota, Metazoa, Chordata, Actinopteri, Gobiiformes, Gobiidae.
AUGUCGCGCCGCAAGCAAGCGAAACCAAGAUCACUGAAAGAAGACAAUGUGACGGAGGAGCUUCACAGUCCCGGGCAGACUGCCAUUCCAAGCGAUUCCGAGUGCGCCCCCGAGAGGCUGGAGGAGGAUGCUGCGUCUGUGCGUCUGAGGCAGAGACUGCACUCUCCAGAGGAGGCUGAGGAGGGAGAGGAGGAGGACGACGCACUGCACAGCUGCGACAGCUGCCGGCAGGUGUUCCCGUCGCUGAGCCAUCUCACCGAACACAAGAUUAAUCAAUGCCAGCUGACAGACGGUGUUGACCUUGAGGACGACCCAUCAUGUUCCUGGCCUGCAUCCUCACCCUCCAGUAAGGACCAGACUUCUCCAGGACACUGUGAGGACUAUGAUUUUGGUGAAGAGGAAGGAGUACCAGGCCUGCCGUAUCCUUGCCAGUUUUGUGAUAAAUCCUUCAGCCGUCUGAGCUUCCUCAAACGUCACGAGCAAAGUCACGGCGACAAGCUUCCCUUCAGCUGUACCUUCUGCAGCCGUCUCUUCAAGCACAAGCGCAGUAGAGACCGCCACGUCAAGCUCCACACAGGUGACAAAAAGUACCACUGCGGUGAGUGUGACUCUGCCUUCUCUCGCAGCGAUCACCUCAAAAUCCACAUGAAAACGCACGCAUCCAACAAACCCCACAAGUGCCCGGUGUGCAGGCGAGGGUUCCUCUCCUCGAGCUCUCUCCACGGACACAUGCAGGUCCACGAACGAGGAAAAGAUGGCAGAGCCGAUGAUUGGAAACUGAAAGAAACACGAAAAUGCAGCCGUUGUGAAGAAGGUUUUGAUGUACCGGAAGAACUCCAGAGGCAUAUCGCAGAGUGCCAUCCAGAGUGCUCACCCUCAGAGGAUGGGGGUCUUGGUGCCACCCUGCAGUGCAUCUACUGCCAUGAACCCUUUAGUGAUGAGGGCACCCUUCUGACUCACAUAGACCAGGCCCACAGCCGGGACAGGAAAGGUCACACCUGCACCAUUUGCUCGGAGCACUUUGACUCUGUGGAAGACCUUUAUGCCCACAUGGACAUCCACCAGCUGCCGGAGUCCAGCAAUCACAGCAACAGCCCAUCUUUACUCACAGUGGGCUACACCUCAGUCUCCAGCACCACCCCAGACUCUAACCUCUCAGUUGACAGCUCGACAAUGGUGGAGACAGCACCCCCUGUCCCCAAAACACGGGGCAGGAGGAAGCGAACAACUCAGAAUGCAGACCAUGGAGGACGACCCUCCAAACAACCCAAAGUAUCCUACAGCUGCAUCUACUGCAACAAGCAAGUUUUCUCAAGCUUAGCAGUUCUUCAAAUCCACCUUCGGACCAUGCACCUUGACAAACCAGAACAGGCACAUACUUGCCAGUUUUGCCUCGAAGUCCUGCCAUCAUUAAUGAAUCUCAAUGAACAUCUGAAGCAGGUCCAUAAUGCAGAGGACCACGCAGCACUGUUGGCGAGCUUACCCGAUGCCCUUCUUCAGUGCAACUUCUGCCCUGAGGUGCUGGGAGAUCUCAACGGUCUCCAAGAACAUAUCCGCUGCUCCCAUGGAUUCCCUAGUCCUGUGGCGAAGGAGAGCAACGCCUUCUUUUGCCCACAGUGCUUCAUGGGCUUCUUAACCGAGACCACAUUGGAGGAACAUGUUCGUCAGACCCACUGUGAUGGUGGAAGCUUGAGAUUCGACUCCCCGCUUGCCGUCACGCCCAAAGAACCCAUUGUUGAGGAAGUUUUUGAUUCAAAGGUUUCCACCCAGUUGCAUUUGGCAGUCAAGCACAGCAAUGAGAAAAAAGUAUACCGCUGCACCUCUUGCAACUGGGACUUCAGACACGAAACGGAUCUUCAGCUUCACGUCAAACAUAGCCAUCUUGAAAAUCAAGGCCGCGCCCACCGGUGCAUCUUCUGUGGUGAGUCUUUUGGAACCGAAGUCGAGCUUCAGUGCCACAUCACCACCCACAGCAAGAAAUACAACUGCCGUUUUUGCAGUAAGGCUUUCCAUGCAAUUGUACUUUUGGAAAAGCAUCUAAGGGAGAAGCAUUGCGUGUUUGAGGGAAAGUCGCAGAACUGUGGUGCCAAUGGUUCGGCUCUGAGUGGCGGAGAGAAUCAACCCAAAGAAGAUGCAGAGCUACAAGGUCUUUUGACUAACAGCCAUGGGCAGAAUGCUGCAGUGACAUCCAUUGUGCCAUCUCCGAACAACCAUGAUGGCAGUGAAGAAGAGGUGGACACAGCAGAACCUAUGUAUAGCUGUGAUAUCUGUGGUGCGUCUUACACCAUGGAGUCGCUCCUCACUAACCACCAGUUGAGGGACCACAACAUCCGCCCUGGUGAGAGUGCCAUGAUGAAACGUAAAGCUGACAUGAUAAAGGGUAACCACAAGUGUAAUGUCUGCUCCCGCACUUUCUUUUCUGAAGCUGGGCUCAGGGAGCACAUGCAGACCCAUCUUGGGCCAGUCAAACAUUACAUGUGUCCCAUCUGUGGUGAGCGGUUCCCAUCGCUGCUCACCCUCACAGAGCAUAAAGUCACACAUAGCAAGAGCCUGGAUACGGGGAGCUGUCGCAUUUGUAAGAUGCCUCUGCAGUGUGAGGAAGACUUCUUAGAGCACUGCCAGAUGCAUCCUGACCUGAGAAACUCCCUGACAGGUUUCCGGUGUGUAGUUUGUAUGCAGACAGUCACGUCAACACUGGAGCUGAAAAUCCAUGGGACCUUCCACAUGCAGAAAACGGGUACCAUGACAAGCAAUCACCCUGUUGGCCGUAACACCAUCUCACACAACCAGCAGUUACACCACUCCCAAAAGCCUUUCAAGUGUGCUUCUUGUUUGAAGGACUUCCGUUCCAAGCAGGACUUGGUGAAGCUGGACAUUAAUGGACUACCAUAUGGACUCUGUGCAUCCUGUGUGUUGGCUGCUGGUUCCAAAAGCUCCAGUCCAACAGUGAAUGGCGGAAGGCAACCUUCACAGCAGGGAGGCACCUCUACUCCUGCACCCACAGCUGCCUGGAUCCAAGGAGAGCGCCUCAGUCCUGCUGAUGGCAAAGGGAAAGUGGCCUCUUCAGCCUCUUCAUCUUCAUCCAUAUCCUCCUUAUCUGCGGGGAAGACGCGAUGUUCCAGCUGCAAUGUGAAGUUUGAGUGUGAGGCCGAGCUGCAGAACCAUGUGCAGACCGUGCAUCGAGAGCAGACCGGGGACAGCAACAGUGGACAGCUCAAGACCCCUCAAGUGUCCCCCAUGCCAAGGACCAGCCCCUCACAAACUGAGGAGAAGAAGACCUACCAGUGCAUCAAAUGUCAGAUGGUGUUCUACAGUGAAUGGGACAUCCAGGUUCACGUGGCAAACCACAUGCUGGCACUGAGCUUGAAGCCAAAUCAGGGAGGAGCCUUCUAUCUCAGAGAGGAGCCAGUGGCCCGGGCGGCCCGGGCAGGGGGGGGGCACUGGAGGGGUGCAAAGGUUCGGGGGCGAAGAGGGAAAGGCACAUUUGCUGUACAGCUGGCCGCUCUGUGUGAAGCUGCCACUGUGGGCUGUUACUAG